Messenger RNA from Spodoptera exigua (beet armyworm), 4027 nucleotides. The record is from the annotation of a GenBank genome assembly. NCBI's taxonomy places the organism in Eukaryota, Metazoa, Arthropoda, Insecta, Lepidoptera, Noctuidae.
UAUAAUAUUUACGAUGAACUUUAUUCACAAUACUGAUGUAGCCAGUUAUCACAUCACAAACCACUAAAACUCUAUUAAUUUCAAAUAAUCGAAUACAUAAUAUCUUUUUAAUAAACAUUCAUAUUAAAACUGUAAUGUUAAACUCUUAAAGGAAUGUGUACACUAAAUAUUUCAAAAAAUUUAGUGUUCUUUUUAAGGUUUUAUGUAAAGGCAUGUUUUACUCAAAAUCUAUUUGUCUGUGAGUUAUAAUAACAGAUAAUACAGAUUAUUGAAUGGGUUGCUUGCCUCCAUUGUUUACAUAGUACAGUUACUAUAUCUGCAAUAAGCUUGAUAUCCUUCAAGACAACAAUAUAACAAGGAAUUAAAUAUUUCAUUUAUAAAUAUAACAGGUAUUAAUUUAAGCUUUAGCUCCGACAACAGUGCCCGCCUGCUUGUCGAUUUGUUCUUUCUCCAGUUGCUUGCCGAGGUAUUCCCAGUUGUGGACCAUCAAUUUUUGGACGGCGAGUAGAGCUUCGUAUCGGACAUUCGGGUCUUCGUGGCUCAGCAGGUACAUGACGCGUUGUUUACCGCCCAGCUGCUCGAUAAUAUGUUUGCCUCGUGGGUAGUGGCGGACGUAUUCGCCAACAUCGUAGCAGGCGACGGCGAGGACAACAGGGUCGUUGCUCCUCUCCAGCAGGUGCACUAGGGUACGCAACAACUCCUGGCCGCGCUCAUUCAGACGAGCGGCGUUCUCGCGCCAGAACUUAGCUGACUUGUGGACGGGGGACCAUUCCAGACGGCCGCUCUUCACUUCAGUGGCAUACUGGUCGAAUGAGCUGAGGUCUUGCACUGAAGCUUGCAGGCGUUCAUUCAGGAAGUCCACGUCGUUCAUGAUGUCUUCGUCGUCGGAGCGCUUCUGCUGCAGAAUGGACAACUGCUUCAGGACCUUGCACUGUACCAUAGCGAUGCAGUGCUCCUUAGCGACCUGAUGAUCUUCAGGUUUUUCGAUCAGGUUCCUGAAGACAGCGAGCACGAUGCGCGUGACCUUCUCCUUGACGGAGUCGCUGAGGAUGUCGGCGAGGAUGGGGAUAGCAUUAAACUUGUUCAUCUUCUCGGCCAACAGGGGAUUAAAUGUCAGCACCCACAAGCAGAACACGAGCUGGUAUUGCACCUGGAAGUUCACCCUGGAAGCCAGGAUAGACAGCAGGGUAGAGAUGCCGUCCACAGACAGGAACGCGAAGCGGUACUCGUCAACACGCAGCAUCAUUUGCAGGCAGCGGGCCACAGAUUGGAUGUAAUCAUUGUUCUUAUGCAGGCCAGGUGGCAAAUCCUCAAGUGGCUUCAGCUCAUCGAAAGAGCUGUAAAGGCUCGAAUACUUCUCUGGGCCAGCGUCGACAUUGUCUUUUUCCUUGUGAUGAUGUUUCAGGUGUUUCUGAAGUUUAUCGGCGGCGAAAUGCUGUUUCUCGUGCAGCAACAUAACCUGCUCGGCAUGCUCUAACUCGGCAGACAUUUUCUCCGCGUUCAUCUUAAGUUGGUCCUUAAGCCAGGAGAGGUAGAAGUGUAGAUCACUCUUUUCCAUCAGAUUUGGGUGCCAGCAGGCCAGCUUAGCGAUGAUACGGGCUGUCAUAUGUUGGACAAACUCAUCCUGACGAUUCAGCAAGUUCAGGAAUGGCUGCCAUGCAUUGCCCAUUCUGGCUUCACGGAAGAUCUUCACUCUGCCCUUAUCUUCAGAAAGGAUGUCAUCAAUCAGUACAAGCAAGUACUGGAUGGUAUGAUCCUUGCUGAUGUGCGUGAGCAGGUUCAAGAAGACAUCAGCACACGUUUCUGGGUGCCUGUCAGGUAACUCUUUCUGGCCACGCUGGUCCAGGUUCACAAUGAAGUCAUGGUCACGUUGCGUGAUCAUCUGUGACUGCAGAUAAGAUUGCCAGUUGAUCUGAGUCUGGCGGAUUUCACUGGCGCGGAUUUGCAAUACGCUGGUGGCCGCAAUCAUGUCGAUUUUGUCGUCACCCAGAGACGGCAUUAGCUGACUAACAUUUUCAUCACCCAUGUUAGCCAUUUUGGCUAAAGAAUUGAUAAUCACGUCUGUUAUUGCCAAAGAAGAAUCGAAAAACUUUUAUUUGGGAAAAACAGAAUAUGAAGACAGCCUCAGCUGAGAGGUCUUGUGACUAUGAAGAGUGACGUUAGUUUUACAUCGAACGAUAAUUAUGCUCUUACCUUCUCUGUUAUACACCUUUCUGGGAUUGUAUUUGUCAGCAUCUUCGGGCGUAUUCUUUUCCAUAUUUACUAGAUAUUUAGUCUGUCGUUAAACUUUUUAUCACCUAACAUAAUUUGCGCUCUUCAAGUCUUCACUUGGAACUGACACAUUCGGCUGUAAAUAAAUUUGGGAACUGGCCAGUUCUUUUGUCAUGACUACUUUGCAAUCAGAAGAUUGUCAAACUAAUGACCUAAAUGACUCAUUUCCGAUGGCUGUUGAAUCGUUGCGUUUUCCAUUAGAUAAUUCAAUGCGGAUUGUAUUUACUGGAUAUUACAAUGGCUUUAAUGUGGAGGUAAGGUCUGUAGAGGAGAUAGCACUGCUGUAUCACAUGGGAUGUUUUGGCAAAGGGACAACAUCGCGAUCGGAACCUAAAGCCGAUAAAAGUGACAUAAUGCCCCGCAUCAUUCGUAAAAGGCAAUUUCUGAAACGAAAUUAUUGGUAUAAAAAAUUCGGAACCUCUGAUAAACUGGGAACUGCAGAAGCAGAUGAUUUCAUGAAAGAUAUCGAUAGUCUAAUGAUUAAAAUAAUCGGGGACAGCAAAAAAGUUAGUCAAAAGGAUGUCAUAGAUUUAGUAUCCAGUGAAGAUGAUGAUGAUGAAGAAGAUAAUAAUUCUAAUCACAGUGCUGAAAGAUGCCAGAGUUAUAAUAAAGAAGACUUAGUAGUAAUAGUGCCAAACAGUGAAUCAGAAGGAGAAAAUUAUUUUGAAAACAUGAGGCCAAAGUGCUGUUUAAAUAAAAUUAAUAUACAAGAAAAACUUAUGUUGACUCCUGAGGAAGCAUUUUUCUUGCUUUAUGGUUUGGGAUGCUUACAAAUUGUCAGCCUUGAUAAUGCUUUAUUAAGCAUAGAGAAAUGUUGGGACCUCUUUAGAGCUGUAGAUGGAAGAUUUCUAUCAAAAUAUGUAGUUUAUCAUUACUAUAGAUCAAAAGGAUAUGUUGUAAAACCAGGAAUCAAAUUUGGUGGAGAUUUUCAGUACUAUACAAGGAAGGUCCUGCAGCAUACCAUGCUGAUUAUGUAGUCAUAAUAAGGUCUGAUAAUAAGGAAGAAGAAUGGAUUCAAACUCUUGGUCUUGUUAGAGUAGCAAAUACUACAGUCAAGGAAGUCAUUGCUGUGGAAGUUGUAGAACCAAAUAAGACUGAAGUGGAACUACCCAAAGAUUUGAAACUGUACAGUGUCAGAGAACUGUUAUUAAGCCGGAAUUUACCAAUUACAAUAAAUGAAGAUGACUAAAUUGAUUUUUAUUUAUACAAGGCUAACAACAAUUCAUUAACAAUAAAAUUGUACUACAACAAACUAAGCCCUUUUGAUAGGUUUCCUAAUACCAGUUCUUCGGUAUUCACUUCUUUGUGCCAAAUAUUCUUCAGUACAUAGCUUCCUGAAAUCCUCAUUUUGAUACCACGCGCCUAAGCAAUCUUUAAGAGCAGCAUUUUGAUUUCUACACUUCACAACCAUCAGAAGAGAAGAUUCCUUGCAACAAUUUUCAAAUUCUGCUACUUCCUGAAUACAUUUUUCUGUCUUUGCCUUUUCCCUAAUGAGUUUAGGAAUCAAUACAUCUCUUUCAACUUUGCGCAAGCUUCUGUCUUCAGGAUCACCUAAGCCAUGAGGACCUUCUGAGAGCUUAUUCGGUAAAACGGAUUUUUCAGCCAUUCUAUUUUAUAUCUUUAUCUUAUUAAGUAAGCGUUAUUAGUGUUAAGACGAGAAAUAUAUCUUAUUAUGAAAUAAUCGUGGUGUACCGCCUGAUAUCGGCUAUUUUGACUAUUUCCAUCGACAGUUGACACUUGACGUUGAAACUAAUUG